AUGUCGCAGUUCUUUUUCAUUUUAUUCGCCAGUAUAUCUGUCCUGGCAAAUAGCAUCUUUCAUGUUUCGAGCGCCGUAGUUAGUACAACCAAAACCACUGCGUCAAACUCGACAGCUGUUGGCUGUUUCGCUGAUUUUUUUCCAGCAUCACGAGCAAUGACUGGUGCUUCGACUACUUCAGCUAGCAACACUCCUUCAAGAUGUGCAUCGUAUUGCACAUCUUUAGGAUUCCCCUAUUCUGGAACUGAAUAUGCCAACGAAUGUUACUGUUCGAUGACAGCACUAAUCACUACAUCAACUGCUUGCACGAUGGCUUGCGCAGGUGAUUCAAAGGCCAUUUGCGGAGGAGCGAAUGCUAUAUCGGUUAUGUAUACAAAUAUUUCACGUCUACCGGCUACAAAUAGUACGAAGCGUGGUCUAUGUUGGCCAUGGAAUAAUCCGGCAUCAUCAUUUGCUUUCUUCUCACCCAGCGCCAUACCAUGGCUUUAUAAUUGGGAACUGUGGGAUCCACGAGCAAAAGGUGUCUAUUCGACAGCUGAAUUCGUACCAAUGUGCAGAACACAAGCGGAAGCUUCUCAAGUACCGGCAUACUUUAAAAACUGCUAUGCCAAACGCCUUCUAGGAUUCAAUGAACCGGAUCUCCCAGCAGCAAAUGGUGGUGAUUACAUCUCACCUUACAAUGCAUCUCUUCUGUGGAAACAGUAUAUUCAACCGGUGAAAAAAUCGUGUGGUACGCUAUUAGGCGCACCAGCUGUGACGAAUGGUAUCGGUUCAGGAUGGGGAACGGAUUGGUUACAUCAAUUUUUUAGUAAUUGCACUUCACCUGCAUGCUCAUUUGACUUUAUUCCACUUCAUUGGUAUGGAACUUCACUGACGAAUUUUGAAACAUACAUUGCUCACUUUCACUCAUUGUUUCCAACCUAUCCUUUAUGGAUCACUGAAUGGCAGUUUACUGAUGUUUCCAGCACAGUAACAGCCAACCUGGAAAAACAAGCUUUACAAUGGCUUGAUGCGCAAAGUUAUAUAGCAAGAUAUUCCAUGUUUGGGCCAAUGAAUUCGGCAAAUAUGGCUGGUAUUGUCAACGCUGCUAUGGUCAAAGAUGACCUUAGUGGACUGACAGAUAUCGGCAAAAUCUAUGCUGGGCUAUUAUAG
This is a messenger RNA of Adineta ricciae, 1152 nucleotides long. The record is from the annotation of a GenBank genome assembly. Lineage: Eukaryota; Metazoa; Rotifera; Eurotatoria; Adinetida; Adinetidae.